AUGCGCCAGAAUCUGUGCGCCGCCAGGAUGCAGAAGUUGUACCAAAGCGUGGACGGAGGCGGCGGCGUGACAGCGGUGACUACGCAGACAAGUCCCAAGCGGCGCUAUGUCCGCAAAGAGGGCAGCUGUGACGUGGUUUUCCGCCACGUUCCCGAGGAGUGGCUCCUGUUCGUCACUGACAUCUUCACCACCCUGGUGGAGAUCCGCUGGAGGGUGAUGUUCCUCAUCUUCGCGCUGUCCUACAUCCUGUCUUGGCUCUUCUUCGGGCUCCUCUUCUGGGUCAUCGCGCUGGCCCAUGGCGACGAGCAGGACCACGGGACGACGCCUUGCGUCUACGAGGUCCGCAGCUUCACCGCCGCCUUCCUCUUCUCGCUGGAGACUCAAACCACUAUCGGCUACGGCGCCCGAGGGAUGUCGGAGAACUGCCCCGUGGCCAUCGUGGUGGUGACCAUCCAGGAUGUUGUCAGCUGUUUCAUCGACACCUUCGUCAUCGGCAUCGCCGUGGCCAAGAUGGCCUCGGCUCGCAAGCGAGCCCAGACUGUGGGCUUUAGCAACUGCGCCGUGGUCAACCUCCGCGACGGCUAUCUAUGCCUUACCUGGCGAGUGGGUGACUUCCGCCGCAACCACCUGGUGGAGGGUACGGCGCGCGCUCAGAUCGUGCGCUCCCACACCCACAUCACCGGCCGGGUGGACAUCACCUACCAGGACCUGCUGAUCCAGCAGCCGGACAUCAUCCUGGUGACACCCACCGCUAUCUGCCACCGCAUUCAAGAGGACAGCCCGCUUUACGGGAUGAGCCCGGGCGACCUAUCACGCUCCGACCUGGAGGUGGUGGUGUCCUUCACAUACACCGACGACAGCACGGGAACGCUGCACCAGACGCGCACGUCCUACACCCGCGAAGACAUCUUGUGGGGCCACGUCUUCCAGGAAAUGAUCCGAGCCGGGAGGAGGCGCUACGUGGUGGACUACCUGCUUUUCAACCAGACCGCCAAGGUCCAAUUGCCCGAGAUCAGCGCAGAAGCGUACCGGCUCAAGAAACGGUCGCGGCCCUCGUCGAGACCUUCGCCACGCUGUGCUCGCCCUGAAGCUGUCCCGACCCCCCCGAAAUUGACACUGACUCUGCCAGAUGCCCAACCGGACGAGCGGCUGGAAAAGUAG
Messenger RNA from Nerophis lumbriciformis (worm pipefish), 1161 nucleotides. NCBI's taxonomy places the organism in Eukaryota, Metazoa, Chordata, Actinopteri, Syngnathiformes, Syngnathidae. The record is from RefSeq and is a predicted model, not a curated record.